Molecule: messenger RNA, 1812 nt
Organism: Penicillium maclennaniae
Lineage: Eukaryota; Fungi; Ascomycota; Eurotiomycetes; Eurotiales; Aspergillaceae
Exons: 2
Coding region: 1-1812 (603 amino acids)
Source: RefSeq, a predicted model, not a curated record
AUGUCAGCGAAAAAAUGGGCGAUCGCAACUCGCUUCGCCAAGCUCUCGAACGAGCUCAAGACGAACGUGUACAGUGACCUCGGCAUACAGAAGCUUGCUAAAGCAGAAAUUGUCAAUGAGGAGCUUACAAAUGACAUUCUGAAGCGACUGUCACCGUACCUGCAGCAAAAUAGCCCAAUCGACAUCCUUGAUCUGUGGCCCUCCACGGGCAUUUUCUCCUCCCAAGUCAACAAAUAUCUCAAACCUCGUCGCCAUUUGCUCGUUGAACCAAACAAGAAAUAUUACGGGAAAAGCCUCACGCGGCUUGUCAAGAGCGGAGGAGGGUACGAGAUGGUCUCCCUGGAUCCUUAUUCAUUAUAUGAUUGGAGCGAGGUGUUCGCCAAAUAUCUACCAGAACAAGGGCCUUCAAAUAUGGAAGGCCAAGUGCUGCCCAGAAACAAUACACUACUGGUGUUAGCCAACUUACCCGAGCAGCGCAGCACAAGAGAUCAUUUCACACCAGCGCGAUGGUGGAGCGUCAUGAUGGAAAGCUGCCUGAACCAGAGGGGAGUGCAUAUGUAUGGAAGUGUUAGAAUACUAGCCUCACUUCCGGGAAACACCAAAUGCAGUGUAUUCCCGCGCACCGUUAUAGACCGCAGGCGGACAUCCAUGUUGACGGAGACCGUGGCCCAGCACGCGUUUGAAGUGGCUAGCACCUACGAAAAUGAAACUUGGCAGAGCUUGAAGUCCUGGGACAAUCUCAUGCUCAGCAGGAAACGAGUCGCUGAGCGAACCGCUGCAAACAACAUCAUCACCCCUGCUGGCCGGGAGAUACCUCCACUCGAAUUAGCACCGGAGAGUCCUCGGCCAGGCAAGCUCUCGCAGGUAUAUAUGCCACGACCACGCGUGGAAUGGCAUGACACUGUGAUGGAUCGUAUUGCGAAGGAGUCGAGCACGAAUAAAGUCGUCAAACGGGAUGCACAAGCUGCUUUAUAUUCUCUGAACCUUGACAAUAAACAGGCGUGGUGGUGCCACCACGUCGCCAAAAUGGAAUUGGAGGAGGACGAAACCAGCCGGAGUUUGGCACGCAUAGCUGCCGACACCAGCAAGUAUACUGAAGAGCUCCAUAGGGCUGAUAAAAGAUGUGCGGGAAUGAGGGAUACUGUCGAGAAGCUGCUAAAAGGCACCCAUCACCGUGUGAUCCGGGGUCAUGAUCGCGUAACGGACGAUGGCCGUCUCUUAAACGACGCCGGCUCUCUUGACAAUUCCAUGCUCAUCCACGAUCGGCGGCCAUUCGAAGCGCUGCGCAUCCACCCGGAUGACCAGUUCCCUCGUCUGCCGCGAACCUUUGUGUACUUUGAAGCAGAUCCCAACCCUCCGGUAGUACAGAAACUCAGUCAGCUCUCCGACGAGAAGCGGGUCGAGGUCCUGGAGCUCUUUGAUACCCUUUCGUCGAUUUUCAGCACUCGCGACCAACUGACUCUGGCCGAGCUUUACAAUGUCAUCUUUCCUCUACGAACCGCCAAUGAAAUCGUCAAGGAGUUCCCCAGCCUCGCCAAAUACGCCAUGAAGCGAUUAAAGCCCGGCUACGGCACUGUGGCGCUGCCCGAUCCUACAUUGGAUCCGAACGAGUGCUUCCAAGAGAACAUUGACUACGAUCUCUCCCAUGCGCGUAUCAGGCGGCUGCCAGUAUCUCUUAUCUGGGACAUCCUUCUCCAGUAUCAAAACAGCGGGCCGGAUGUUUCUCCGAUGCAAUUCAAUCGAUUGCUCGGAGGCACUUUGACCGGGGCCGCGACUGGAGGUGCAUCGGGGAAUUCCCUCAAACUUCGCUAA